AUGCUUAAGGAUGAAAAAGGUUGGGAGAUUGAUGAAUCUCAAUACCUUGAUAAUUUGAUUAGUGGAAAUCUUGAAAAGACAUAGGAGAAAAGAAAAUUCGUUAUUACUAGCCAUAGAGUUAGGACAUUGUCAUAACCAAAAAUAGUCCCUUCUAGUAUUUAGUCAUGUAGAAAGCAUAUGAUAUCCAGAUCAUAAAUUCAAACUGCGAAAUAGAACUUGUAAUUUAAUUUUGUAAUUUUGGAUUAAAUACUUUAAAGGAAAAGAUCAAAUCAUCUUUCUCAUUUAUCAUAAUUAUCCUUCUCUCCAACUAAACAAAGUCUUUAGUUUUCAUCAUAAAAUUCAUUUACAAAAAAUAAUUCAAAGUGUAAUAUAGUAAAUAUGAGCAAUUUGCUGUUGAAUUCUCCGAAAACAAUAUAGAGAUCUCAAAUAUAAUUAAGUCAAGUACUUGGUAGAGUUUAUAAAUGA
Messenger RNA from Paramecium tetraurelia, 465 nucleotides. RefSeq lists its product as uncharacterized. The record is from RefSeq and is a predicted model, not a curated record. The transcript has a single exon. Lineage: Eukaryota; Ciliophora; Oligohymenophorea; Peniculida; Parameciidae.